AUGUCUGAUUACUCUGACUUGAAAUCUUCACAUACGAAUUCACCAUUUCCGAAAGUGAUGAAAGGCGGUGAAAAUAUAUAUAGACACUUUAAGUACUUGGAAUUAAAUCCGGGUCUUUCAAUAAUGACUGUAGUAUUUCUUUCUAUAGCGUCUGUUGUCGGCACGUUCGGAAAUAUUCUUACACUGUUAGUGAUGACACCAAGGUGUAAAACAAAGGGAAAAAUGGAAAACAUUUUCAUUGUCAAUUUAGCUCUGUCUGACAUCUUUAUAGCAUCUAUAGCUGAUCCAAUAAGUAUUAUUGUAAAAAUAGAAGGGGAAGAAUUUUUCAACCGCAUUCCAGGGCUUUGUCAGACGAUUGCCAGCAUAUGCACCGUUUCCUGUGUGACGUCAAUUAUGACAAUUGGAUUGAUGAGUGUCAACCGGUACGUCUGUAUAUGCGCGCAUGAAAAAUAUGACCGACUAUUCACGAAAUGGAACUGCAUCGGUAUAUCCAUGUCGCUAUAUUUCAUUGGAGGUUUAUUGGUUCUGUUAAAUGAAGCGGACAUUGGUGAUCAUGGAUAUGACAGGAAAAGUUUGGAAUGCAUUUGGGAUCGCAUGGCAACCUACCCAUAUACCGUAGUUUACUCAAUAACAAUAGUAUGGAUUCCAUCCAUUAUAAUUGGUAUUUGUUACUUGAAAAUAUAUUUGUAUGUCAAAGUACAUUCAAGACGAAUGUAGAAAAGAAGACUGCUUUAA
Messenger RNA from Mercenaria mercenaria, 735 nucleotides. RefSeq names its product melatonin receptor type 1B-like. Gene Ontology annotation, biological process: G protein-coupled receptor signaling pathway. The transcript is spliced from 4 exons. The record is from RefSeq and is a predicted model, not a curated record. NCBI's taxonomy places the organism in Eukaryota, Metazoa, Mollusca, Bivalvia, Venerida, Veneridae. Gene Ontology annotation, molecular function: G protein-coupled receptor activity. Gene Ontology annotation, cellular component: membrane.